AUGGGGCACGUAGAGGAAAACUUAGACCUUGAUUCUGAGGAAAUCCCGUUAAGCUUGUCAGUGUCACAAUCUGCAAGUAAAGUGCAUACUUUUGAUUUUGAGGAAUCUCAAAUAGGAUCACAUGCAAAGCUUCCAAAUAUUUGGGUCUUUAAGAAAGUGCAAAUGAGUCCUCUCCGGAGUAUUUAUGUUGUCCUACUUACAGCCAAGAUUAACAUGUUACUUCCUUUUGGGCCCCUGGCAAUAUUUCUGCACUAUGUUGCAAGACAGCACGCACAAGGUUGGGUCUUCUUCUUAAGCUUAUUGGGAAUUACACCUUUAGCGGAACGUCUGGGAUAUGCAACUGAGCAGCUGGCAAUAUAUACAGGGCCUACAGUUGGUGGUCUUCUUAAUGCAACAUUUGGCAAUGCAACUGAAAUGAUCAUUUCAAUAUAUGCAUUAAAGAAUGGAAUGAUUAGGGUGGUUCAGCAAUCAUUGUUGGGCUCAAUCUUGUCGAAUAUGCUACUUGUGCUUGGAUGUGCCUUCUUCACUGGUGGAAUCAUUCAUCAUAAGAAGGUUCAGCAUUUCAAUAAGGCUGCUGCUCAGGUGAACUCAGGAUUGUUGUUGAUGGCUGUCAUGGGUAUUUUGUUUCCAGCAGUACUUCACUUUACACACACUGAGGUGCAUUUUGGGAAGUCAGAGUUAUCUCUUUCUAGAUUUAGCAGCUGUAUAAUGCUGGUGGCAUAUGCAAGCUACCUUUUCUUUCAGCUUAGAAGUCAACACAAGCUUGAUGCAUCCCUGAAUGAGGAAUCCAUUGAUGAGGAAAGAAAUAAUAGUGCAGAAGAUUCUGAUGAAGAGGAGGCUCCUGAGAUUACUCAAUGGGAAGCUAUUGGGUGGCUUGCUAUUUUAACUUUGUGGGUAUCUGUACUAUCUGGAUACCUUGUUAAUGCUAUAGAGGGAGCAUCUGACUCGUGGAACAUCCCUGUGGCUUUUAUUAGUGUCAUCUUGCUUCCAAUUGUAGGGAAUGCUGCAGAACAUGCUAGUGCUAUAAUGUUUGCCAUGAAGGAUAAACUCGAUAUUACCCUUGGAGUAGCUAUUGGUUCAUCUACACAGAUAUCUAUGUUUGUUAUUCCUUUCUGUGUAGUCAUUGGAUGGCUCAUGGGACAGCAAAUGGACUUGAACUUUAAACUCUUUGAGACAGCUACACUCUUCAUAACAGUGUUGGUCGUGGCAUUUAUGUUGCAGGUUGGUUAUUUAUUCUUGCUAUAUGCUGAUGCACAUUAA
Thlaspi arvense is the source of this 1260-nucleotide messenger RNA. NCBI's taxonomy places the organism in Eukaryota, Viridiplantae, Streptophyta, Magnoliopsida, Brassicales, Brassicaceae. The record is from the annotation of a GenBank genome assembly.